Molecule: messenger RNA, 1808 nt
Organism: Thunnus maccoyii (southern bluefin tuna)
Lineage: Eukaryota; Metazoa; Chordata; Actinopteri; Scombriformes; Scombridae
Gene: hmg20b
Product: high mobility group 20B
Exons: 9
Coding region: 249-1133 (294 amino acids)
Biological process (GO): regulation of gene expression
Cellular component (GO): nucleus
Source: RefSeq, a predicted model, not a curated record
UAAAGAAAUAUUUUUUAAACAGCUGCUAUCUUGAGUGAGUAAACAUAGUCGAAAGUACGAAUUUCCCUUUUGUUGUAUUUUUAUUUGUUCUUCCUGAAGGUUUUUGUUGUGUUGGAUAUUGUCCGUCCUGUGUGUGAGCGUCGCCACACUGAGCAGCUAGCAGUUUUAGACGUCCUCCUAUGACACAGCCCUGACGGAGUUUGGCCCGUUUUUACACGUGUUUUUCAUCAACUGUACGGAAGGAGAUCAUGGGGGGAAUAAAACAGGAGCAGAGUGAAGCCCCGCAGCAGCCCAAAGCAUCACAUUCAGCAGAUCAACCCCAGGAUGAGCCUAAGAAGAGAGGCUGGCCAAAGGGAAAGAAGAGGAAGAAGGUGCUACCAAAUGGUCCUAAGGCACCAGUAACAGGUUAUGUCCGGUUCCUGAAUGAACGACGAGAGCAUAUGCGGGCCCGAUACCCUGACCUGCCUUUCCCAGAAAUCACCAAGCGACUUGGAGCAGAAUGGACACGAUUAGCCCCAAAUGACAAACAGCGCUAUCUGGAUGAGGCAGAACGGGAGAAGAUGCAGUAUGCUCAGGAACUAAAGGAAUAUCAGCAGACUGAGGCCUAUCAGAUCACCAGUGCAAAGAUACAAGACAAGAGGAUCAAGAAAGAAGACACUCCAUCUGUCAUCAUCAGUACUAGUUCAGGGCCAUCUUUGCCAAAGUCUUCGGACCUCUCAAGUAGAUUCGACAUCCCUAUCUUCACAGAGGAGUUCCUUGAUCAGAAUAAAGCUCGAGAGGCUGAGUUGCGACGGCUUCGUAAGGCCAACAUUGAGUUUGAAGAGCAGAAUGCGGUGCUGCAGAGACACAUUAAGGACAUGUACAACGCUAAAGAGCGUCUGGAGGCUGAGCUGGGACAGGACGAGAAGCGUACCCAGGCUCUUCACCAACACUGGUUGGCCAUUAAACACACGUUGGUCAAUGGUUUGUCAUCAGUCCCCCUGCCAGGCACAGGUGAGACAGCGUCUCUUGGAAACCUGGACUCAUACCUGAGUCGUCUGAGCGGAGUGCUUGAAGGAAACCCUCAUAAGCACCGGGCCUUGGUCACCCAGCUUUGCGAGGUCCUCUCUCAUCUGGACAGUGAGAAGUUAUGAGGAGACUCCAGCCAGAGACCCAUUCAUUCCUGCAUCAGGGGUCAAAUCACAGGCUUGGUGGUAUUGGGUCAAAUCAGUGCCAUUCAACAGAGCAUGUGGAUAUCUCAAGGAUAGUAAAGGCAAGGUUACAAACACUUCAAAACACAGCACACAUAGUCCAUGUCAACAUGUCCUCUUUACAAUUAUGUGUAUUCUGUAGAAUAUGUAUAUUCUCACACAUAAUUGUAAAUGUAAAUCUGUGUGGCAGUCUUAAGGGUUAUUACAGUUCAGUGCAGGAAGGGAUUUCAUUAAAUGUAAUGUCAUUUUACUUUCUGAACUGCCUUAAGAAAAUUUGGAUUGAUCCUAACCCUAUUGUGUAGCUAUGUAUUAGCAAUUACCUACAGGCUCUGUCCAACAAGACAAGCCUAAUUAUCAGUUUACAAUAAAUGCCAUUUGGCAUUUGGAGAAUGCUGGGUAAUGUGUAUGUUGUAGUUAAUAUAGAAUACGUAAAAAACUGGAAGAGGUGAAAAUGAAAUGUUGGGGUAUACAUGUUUUAAAUUUACAUCAAUAUUGGCAGAUUGUGAAAUGGAGAAGCAGUUUCACAUGUUGUCAGAAUAUUAUGUAUUUGUGAAGUAUAUAUGUAUUUUUUUGAAAUGUUCAUUAAACCAUACUGAAAAUGUUUCCAACAAAAACUGA